Molecule: messenger RNA, 1986 nt
Organism: Ipomoea nil (Japanese morning glory)
Lineage: Eukaryota; Viridiplantae; Streptophyta; Magnoliopsida; Solanales; Convolvulaceae
Product: surface protein-like
Exons: 2
Coding region: 1-1986 (661 amino acids)
Source: RefSeq, a predicted model, not a curated record
AUGCUGCAUGCCUUUCUCGGGGGAUAUAACGUUGAUUGGUCGAAAAUUAUCUUCAACCAACAUCGCUACAUCAUCACAAAUGGUCGUACUUCACCAGGGGAUAUUACCAAGAAGAUAGGCUUCGGCUUUCUAGUCAGUCAUCUUCUUGCCAUGAAGAAAAUCCCUCUACGCGCAGGAGUUUCGCCUGGGCGAAAAGUGUGUCACAUGAAAUCAAAGCCUAGUGGAUAUGACAAACAGAAAGCUUUGGAGCUUGGCUUGCCGUUGGACUCAGUGAAAAAGGUGAGAAAGUCCAAACGAACUAAAGAAAUAGAUGAUGAUGUGCCCAAGGCCAAGAGAUCAAGAGAGAACAAAAGUUCUCCUGCACUCAAAACAGAAGAACCAUCUACUGCUCAACCUGAAGUAUUGCUGAAAGUUACUGACACAGCUCAGCCCGUCCUUGAGAUGAAAUCCCCCUCAUCAAUUCAACCUGUCUCUACACCCACAGAACCAGAAGCAAUCACAAAAGAAGUCUCUCAAAAGAUUCCACAAAUUUCAUCAACUGAACCCGUCAUAAUUGCUGAUUCCUCCGAAGAAGAAGACGUUGCCUUCUCUAGUCCUGUGAAGACCUCAAAAAGUCACUUUCGGCCUACCAUUGCCAAAGCAAACGAAAUCAUGGCGAAAUUGGCUCCCCCUCCUGAGUCAAUAUUACCAUCUAAACUGAAGAAGAAGCUUGCAUCUUCUCAGGGGGAAGAAAUGAAAAGAAAGGACUCCAAGAAGAGAAAGAAGAGAUCAAAGAGCUCUGAAAGUUUGAAGAAAUCCUCCUUACCACAAGAACCCAUCCAGGCAGAGCAACUCAACACGAGCUUAACACAAGAACCUGCUGCAAUGGAGAAGGAUGCUCAAGGAUCUCAAGCUCUGGACGACCACUUAAGUCUCCCACAAGAACCUGGCGUGCCAGAAGAGACGAGAAAGGUGGUCACUAAACCAACUGUUGAAACAACCCUCCCACAAGAACCUACCCGAACAGAGGAGAUGGCUCCCAUUCUGACACAAGAACCUGUCAGGGUAGACGAGGAUGAAAUUGCACCACAUCUUUCGAGUCACUUAAGUCUCCCACAAAAACCUGGUCAGCCAGCUGAGAUGAGAGAAGUGACUCCUCCGAUUGAAUCCAAUCCGAAAGAAGCUCUACCCGAGCCUGAAGUCUUACAAGACUCGGUCAUACCCGAGAACUCUCAAGCGAUUUGGAUCGGCACCAAAGAUGUUUAUGAAGCGUUGCGCCUUGAAACCAUCAAACGUGUGUACUCUUACAAAGUGACCCAUCGCACUCUUGGGAAAGAAAAAGCGCCCAUUUGCAUUGAGCUAAACAAGCCGCCAUUGGAUCCAGCCUUCGUUGAAGAAACGAAAGAAUUUCGAUAUGCUCUCCUCCUGUCAAAAGUCAAGACAGAGUUAGAACGAACUCAUCAGAAUGAUCCAGCGUGCAAUGUCAGCGGACUAAAAGAUGACGAAGGAAAGGAGAUUGAACAUGAAGACGAAAGAACCUCCGAAACCGAGAGCAGAGAAGCGAACUCUGAUUCGGAUGAAAAUGCUGAUGAAGACAAAGGUACUGAUGAAAAUCCUGAAAUUGAAGAAGAUGAUGAAGAUGAUAAUGAGAAAUCAGGUGAUGAGCAGGAUGACUCUCAUGGCGAUGAUGGAGAUGAUGAUGAUGAUGAAGGAAAAGCUGAUAACAAUAAUCUUGGUGAUGAUGAUUCAGAUGACGAUGAUAAUGAUGAUGGCGAUUCAGACUAUGAUAGUGAAUCUCCUAUCAUAGGCAACACCGAAGAUAUACCUGAACGAUCACAUGUCCCUAGCUCAUCCCCACCAAAGGAAGACCCAACUCAUGAGUUACCUCUCGCCAUGCUACCUCCUCUCCCAGAUAUAGCUCGUGAUAACAACAUGGAUGCAUCACAGCGUGAUGAAAAUCGGGAAGCAUCACCUCAUGCGCCUUACCAAGAGCCUGGCAACGACUAG